GGUUUACUUUCUAUGUUCUGCCUUGUUCUUUGCAGGAUCAUUUUCCAUUGUCCACCCAAAGGAAAGAGAAAAAAAGCACAGAUUUCCAUAGAAUGAAAAUUAUCAUCUCUCUGUCAGUGCCAAUGACUUCACUGCCAUAACUACCUGAAAAGUGUGGGUACUGGACAAUGAAUAGAAGCACUACAUCGUAUUUAACCUCUUGAGAAUGAUGGAACCGGUGGAGAGUUGAUGACCGGAGUCUUGAUCAUUCUACAAUGUGUAAUAUGAACGAGAAAGGAGUGGAGUUCUGACACCGAUAAACAACUCGUAUUUGUAAUAAAGAUUAUCACACCACUAAAACCAUCAUGGAUUUUGGUGAAUUACUCACUGUUGCGCAGAAAAACAGCGCGAAUAAACAGAAAAGUUCGUAUUCCUAUCCAGCGAAAUUCACACCCCCGAAGAAAGAGUCGAAACAGUCUAAAACGUUAUCCGACAAUAUUAAGAAAUUUCUAGCUAAGAAAGAACAGGAGGAUCGCCAGAAGGCAUUGGAGGAGAAAAAAAAAAAAGAGAAUUUGUUGGCAUUGCGGGAUCAUAAAGCGCAAAGUAGGAUAAACAAGCACUUGAAAGUAUGCAAAGCAGCCAAUAAAUCGGUGAUUGCCGAUGCCAUAAAUUAUGAAGAUACUGCUGUCACCAUGGCGGGCCCUUCCCAGCCAGACGAGGAUGACUACGGUUACGUGUCCCAAGAAGCCUCCGCCUUUUAUAACAAACUAAUGUCCAAGUACAACAAUCUACCUCCAGAGAAGCCUCUCUUCAGCGAAAGUGGAAAGAGAACAGUGAAAGAUAUAGCUUCUACAAAAGACCGUGUGAAACAAGCUUUGAGACAGCACGAGCUCGAAGAGAAUUUGCCUCACCGGCGGAAAAGAAAAUUCACAAGUGCCCCAGACAAAAAUGAACCACAGGAGAAGGAAUCUACCUCUAAUAGAAAUCGCAAUCGCGACCGAUUAGACAGAACCUCUGAAAAAGACGAAAAACCAAAACCGAAGAAGCGAACUCCUAUACCUCCUCCUAUCGAUUUCAUGUCUCUCCUAAAAUUAGCCGAGAAGAAGCAGUACGAACCCUUACCAAUUGAACUGAAACCGAAGCUGAGAGUUGAAGAACCUGAGCGUCUAAUGACUAAACGACAAAUGAAGGAAUAUCAGAAAGAGAAGGAAUGGAAGGAGAAACGAGAGAGGGAGAAGAACGGGGAAAUUCCAAAACCGUCGACUACCUCAACAGAUAAUUCUAGUGAAAAAUCCAUAGAUAAAUUGAAACCAGCGCCAAACAGAAUUUCAAAAUUGACUGAUGCUAAAACUCCCUCUAUGAUCUUGGAGAAAACUCCCACGAAACCGAUAACUCCAGUGCCAAAACGAAUUCUGGAUCGACCCAUUGAAAAAUCUUCAUCGUUACUCUCCAAAUUAUCGGAGAAGGAUGUAAUUCUGGAGGAAAGGAGGAAAUUGGAGGCUGAGAGACGUGAGGUGGAAAUGAUGAGGAAAAAGCUUGAGGAGGAAAAGAGACUUAUGACUGUGAGCAAAGGAAAAUCGAGCGAGGAGAGUAGAAAUAAAUUGCUGAAGGUCAAUGGAAAAGCGGAAAGAGGAACGGGAGGUGCAAAGGAUGUUAGAUCUAGGCAAUUUCCUCCUAAUGAUAUUAGACCUAGACAGUUUCCUCCUAGUGAUAUCAGACCUAGGCAGUUUCCUUAUAGUGAAGAUAGUCCGAGGCAGUGCCCGCCUGAUGAGGUGAGGGGGAGAUCCAAUAGGCCGUUCAAAAACGGAAGACCAUUGAACAAACGACGCAUUUAUGAUGAUGACGAUGAGGAUGAAUAUGAUUCGGAGUUGGAUGAUUUUAUUGAUGAUGGGCCGGAAGGAGGGGCUGAGGAUUAUAGUAAAUAUAUCAGUGAGAUAUUUGGGUAUGAUAAGAACAGAUACAGCGCUUAUGAUGAGGAUGAUGAUAAUAUGGAGAGCAAUUACGCGCAACAGUUGAAGGAGGAGUUCGUCUCAACUAAAAUUGGUAAGAUUUUGGAUUUAAUUUUGGGGUCUAGAGAUUUUUGUUGCAUUAUCGUUUUAACCUGUGAUCCAGUUUUAAAAAAUCUAGUGUUACGAUUUUUAAAGCCUCUGUUCCGCCUAUUAGUCCAAAAAUAA
Molecule: messenger RNA, 2153 nt
Organism: Diachasma alloeum
Lineage: Eukaryota; Metazoa; Arthropoda; Insecta; Hymenoptera; Braconidae
Product: protein SPT2 homolog
Exons: 4
Coding region: 345-2153 (602 amino acids)
Source: RefSeq, a predicted model, not a curated record